This is a messenger RNA of Oikopleura dioica, 1521 nucleotides long. The record is from the annotation of a GenBank genome assembly. NCBI's taxonomy places the organism in Eukaryota, Metazoa, Chordata, Appendicularia, Copelata, Oikopleuridae.
AUGGCUGAACAAACUUUGCCAACAGGAAAAACUUUUACUUUAUCAACAACAUUAGAUCAGAACCCCUUUUAUGGUCCUAUUUUGCCGUCAACAAAGCCACUUCAGAAAGACUCAUUGCCAUUUACGAAGGAUAUUGUUUAUGAUCCCGUCAUAGGUCGUCAAAUCUUUGUCCAGCAAACUCCAUGGGGACCGAUUGCUACUGUACCCACUGUAUUGCCCGCCCAGGUCGUCAACGUUACAGAUGCGUACAACGCCACUGUAAAAAAGCUGAUCAAUCACGUACCCACUUCCUCGGCGAUUCUGCGAGAUACCAAAGUUCUUGCGAGGAGACAGAAAGAUGGACUCUAUUAUCCUGCUACGGUGGCUGAUUAUCAAGAAGGCAACAUUUUCAUCGUCGAGUUCGACAAAAUCGGAGAAGGUGAUUUCUGCUUGGCUCCGAUUGAAGAGGGUCCUUCUGCGUACGUCGUUGGGAAGAUUCAGUACGCAGAUGAAAUUGAUGAGAACAAAUUCCGAGUGCAAUUCUUCGAUAACAGGAUUCGGGAUGUUCCGAUGGAAGAUGUUUGCUGGAUUCCUGAUGUGUUGUAUGACAGAGUUGUUGCAGAACUACGGUCUCCUAAUGCUCGGGUUCAAACAAUCGCCCAAGGAAUGAACACCGGCGUCGAGUCGCACGCCGUCUACCACCCACUCGACAUUUUCCUCAACGGAACUCCAAAAUACACCCUUCCUGGAUCUGGAGUUGUUCUUUCACCGAAUGUUAUCAGUAGAGUUUGGAACCCGAUGUCGUAUCAGGGUGUCAGAUACAUUCCGACGUAUCCGGUUCCUUGGCUUCCGAACUUUUGGCCCCAAGACGUGACUAUGUGGCCACAGUGUCUUCUGCCUUUUAGGAGGACUUUUGCCGCGGUGAAUACGAAUGAGAGACUUCCUGGCCUAAACAUGUCCGUAAACGAACUAGAUCAAAAAGUCAAUUCAACUCUUGAAGGGAGCAAAACUGUAAUGGAAAAAACUUCGGGCAGCUAUCUCGACCGGAUCAACUCUUUCCUAGAGGAAACAGAAAAUGAUGUCCUCAAAGAUAUUUUGGCGGACAAAAACGAGGGCGAAUACGAAGUCGACGUGGAUUUCAGCGCGCUCCCAAGCAAAGAAACAUGCGAUGUCGGCGAAAAUACCAUCGUCUCGCUGAGGAACAGAAUGUGCAAGAAACGCUGGAGAGCAAGAAAGCAGCCUGAGGAAAGAAAACCUUGGGUCAAAUACUUCAGAACUCCGGAUGAGGAAAUUCCGAGAAGCGUUUUCAACGACGGAACGUACAAAGAAAAAGAACGACCAUAUGGCUACUCUGAUGAUGAUUACACACUUUGGCGACUUCGACAAAAACAAAUAAGCACCCUGGAAAACUUGCAUAAACAAAAAGCCGAUUUCAUUGCGAAAGAAACUGCUAUGGUCCAGAGUGGCGAACAGACCUUGCUGAAUAAGAUUGAAAAAUCGAGACAAAGAGUCGACAAGGCAAAAGGCACUUAUGUCGCCUAA